AGAUACCGGAAGUAGGUGGAGCCUUCCCCUACUCCGGCCACAGACGCUGCGGUGAACUUUACCGGUGCUGAACUGCCCCCUCCCCUGGAACCAAUCCUUUAUCUUUCUACCAACCUCAGAGCAUGGGCAGUGUGCUAGCUGCCGCCUCCCCCACGUCCACCCCGGCUGCAGCUGGAGUGGGCCAAGGGGUGCCGGGGUUGGUUUCGGUGCCACCGGGUUUCACCAUGCCCGCUGUGUCUCCCGUCUCUCCAUCGUCAGAGCUGCAGAUAACAGACGCCACGCAGCCGUCACCGCUCCCCAACCCGGGCACGUACGAGGAGUGCCAUCGCAAAUGUAAAGAGGUGUUCCCUCUACAGAUGGAAGGUGUGCGGUUAGUGGUGAACAAGGGCUUGAGUAACCACUUCCAGGUCAGUCACACCAUCACGCUAAGCACGCUGGGAGACUCCGGAUAUCGUUUUGGCUCCACGUACGUCGGCAGUAAACAGACAGGACCUACCGAGUCUUUUCCCGUCAUGGUUGGUGAUAUGGAUAACACAGGCAGCCUCAACGCCCAAAUCAUCCACCAGCUUACCUCUGCCGUCCGCUCCAAAAUAGCCCUCCAGACCCAGCAGCACAAGUUCGUCAACUGGCAAUGUGACCUGGAGUACCGCGGCGCUGACUUCACCACCGCACUGACGCUGGGAAACCCUGACGUCCUCGUCGGCUCCGGAAUUGUCGUAGCUCAUUAUCUCCAGUCCAUCACGCCCGCGCUCGCACUUGGUGGCGAACUCGUAUACCACCGGCGACCGGGUGAGGAAGGAACGGUCACAUCCUUCCUGGGAAGGUAUACAGGUGACAACUACGUGGCCACACUGACAAUGGGAGGAGCCGGAUGUCACGCUACAUAUUAUCAUAAAGCCAACGAGCAGUUGCAGGUAGGUGUGGAGUUUGAAGCCAGCACGCGAAUGAAAGAGACCACGACAUCUUUGGGUUACCAGCUGGAUGUGCCCAAAGCCAACUUGCUCUUUAAAGGUACCGUGGACAGCAACUGGGUGGUAGGUGCCACGCUAGAGAAAAAACUGCCUCCCCUGCCGCUCACCAUGGCGCUCGGAGCGUUCCUCAACCACCGCAAAAACAAGUUCCAGUGCGGCUUUAGCGUUAUUAUCGGUUAGAGGGGCCCGUAGCCGCUGCCCUCAACGACCCGGCUCGCGGGGCGCCGCUCGGACCGACAAGGAGACACACAUCAUAUACACACAAAGGAACUCGGACUGAGUUUUUCCCAUUAAAUUCAGAGACGCUCUUUUUACUACUGUGAUUUCUGGGGGGAAGACGCCACAGAGAAGACCACCAAUAAGCCGGGACUGGCCGAGCCGCGCCUGCGUGGUGUUGCACACUCUUAUUUACUUCGGGAGGAACGUCGACGACGUGGUUGUCGUGUGAAAAUCAAACCAAGUCUGUGCUUAGACGUAAUAUAUGGUGAUGUGUUAUGGACGCAAAUAAAUGUCACUACUUUUUCUAAACAUGCCUGC
Molecule: messenger RNA, 1508 nt
Organism: Corythoichthys intestinalis (scribbled pipefish)
Lineage: Eukaryota; Metazoa; Chordata; Actinopteri; Syngnathiformes; Syngnathidae
Gene: tomm40
Product: translocase of outer mitochondrial membrane 40 homolog (yeast)
Exons: 9
Coding region: 123-1151 (342 amino acids)
Biological process (GO): protein import into mitochondrial matrix
Cellular component (GO): mitochondrial outer membrane translocase complex; mitochondrial outer membrane
Molecular function (GO): transmembrane protein transporter activity
Source: RefSeq, a predicted model, not a curated record